AUGGCCACUCUUAAUAAGCUACCCUUACCUGGUUUAAAACCCCUUUGGUACUUAGUCACUGCAUUUUGCUACUUUAAGCUGUGUUUUGCCGUUAAUCGCAAGCACUUAAACUUGUCGACCACUGCCGCCCAUUGGUACCCUGCCGGAGCUACUUGGUAUGGCAGCCCUGACGGUGCGGGAAGUGACGGCGGGUCUUGUGGGUAUGGAAAUUUGGUGUCACAGCCUCCAUUCUCUUCUAUGGUUACUGGGAUAGGCCCUUCUCUGUACAAAUCAGGCAAGGAAUGCGGAGCUUGUUAUCAGGUAAAAUGUACCAAACAUGCAUCUUGUUCCGGCAGACCAGUGAGGGUGGUCAUCACGGACUUUUGCCCCGGAGGACCUUGUGCAUCGGAGGCGGCACAUUUCGACCUGAGUGGAACUGCGUUUGGUGCCAUGGCAAGUCCUGGCCAACAAGAGAAACUACGCGAUGCCGGAGUGUUACAAGUUCAGUUUGCACGUGUGGCAUGUGACUAUUCAGGAAAAACCAUUGCAUUCCACGUAGACCAGGGCUCAAACCCAAACUAUUUUGCUGCUGUGAUUGAAUUUGAGGAGGGAGAUGGUGAUCUUGCUGGUGUUGAGUUGAAGGAGGCUUCCUCAUCGGACGGGGGUGAUGAAUGGCGUGCCAUGCAACAAUCAUGGGGUGCAGUGUGGAAACUUGAUGCAGGCUCAGAACUGCAUCCUCCAUUGUCAAUAAGGUUGACAUCUCAGUAUUCAGCCCAAACUUUGCUGGCCAAAGAUGUAAUUCCAGUUGGGUGGAAAGCUGGUGCCACCUAUAGAUCCUUGGUCAAUUAUCUAUGA
Prunus armeniaca (apricot) is the source of this 834-nucleotide messenger RNA. The record is from the annotation of a GenBank genome assembly. Lineage: Eukaryota; Viridiplantae; Streptophyta; Magnoliopsida; Rosales; Rosaceae.